Vanderwaltozyma polyspora DSM 70294 is the source of this 2052-nucleotide messenger RNA. It is a transcript of the gene PUS7, whose product is annotated as pseudouridine synthase PUS7. Bases 1 to 2052 code for a protein of 683 amino acids. The record is from RefSeq and is a predicted model, not a curated record. The transcript has a single exon. Gene Ontology annotation, molecular function: pseudouridine synthase activity; RNA binding. Gene Ontology annotation, biological process: pseudouridine synthesis. Gene Ontology annotation, cellular component: nucleus. NCBI's taxonomy places the organism in Eukaryota, Fungi, Ascomycota, Saccharomycetes, Saccharomycetales, Saccharomycetaceae.
AUGUCAGAAUUAACUGUCGGUGAUAAGAGACCUCAAGAGGAAGACAACAAUGUCUCAGAUUCUGCUGUUGUUACUAAAAGAGCUAAGCCAGAUGGUGGUGUAAAUGGUGAAAAGAUUGAAAGUGAGGCAGGAUUACGUGAACCUGAUGUUGGGAUCACAUUGUAUUUGUCUCCAGAAAUUCCUGGGUUCACAGGUCAAAUUAAACAGAGAUACACUGAUUUCCUUGUUAACGAGAUUACAAAAGAUGAUGAAGUUGUUCAUUUGACAGAUAAGGGUUUCAAUAUGCCAAAGAAACCUCAAAAGACUGCGGAGGAGAAACAAAAAGAGCAUGAGGAAGAGAUUGCCAAGAGAAAUGAAUUUGUUGUAGAACCAGAAUUGAGAAAACAAUUGGUAGAUAUCUUGGGUGAAGAUGAUGUUGUUAAGAUUGAAGAAGUCUUUAAGACCGCACAAAAGAUGGAAACUGUGAAAUCGUUUGAUGAUAAAUCAGAGAGAACUAACAUCCAUAUCCUUUUACGUAAGGCUUUCAACAAUGAGUUGGAAUCUGUCACUACUGAUGAAAAUACUUUUAAAAUUGCAAGAAAUAAUAAAAAAUCAAGAGUUAAUAAGCAAUUGUUAGCAGAGCAGACAAAAGAUGCAAACGGUAUCGAAAAUUGGGGUUAUGGUCCUGCAAAGGAAUUUAUUCAUUUCACAUUACACAAGGAAAACAAAGACACUAUGCAAGCUGUUAAUAUUAUUUGUAAACUAUUGAGAAUGCCAACACGAAUCAUUAGAUAUGCUGGUACUAAAGAUCGUAGAGGUGUUACUGCCCAAAGAUUAUCUAUUACCAAUAUCAGUAUCGAUAGAUUGAACGCUUUGAACAGGACUUUAAAAGGUAUGAUUAUCGGUGGUUACAAAUUUGACGAUAAAAGUUUGAAUUUAGGUGACUUGAACGGAAAUGAAUUUACUAUUACUGUUAGAGACGUUGAUUUAAAAGAUUCUAACGGAAUCCCAUUAAGCAAAAUCUUAGAAAGUAGUUGUGAAUCACUGAAAACAAAUGGUUUCAUUAAUUAUUUUGGUAUGCAAAGAUUUGGUACUUUCAGUAUCUCAACACAUGAAAUUGGUAAGGAAUUAUUAUUGGAGAAUUGGAAGAAAGCUGCUAACUUGAUUUUAUCUGAUCAAACUAAUGUUUUACCAAAAUCUAAAGAGGCUAGAAAGUACUGGGAAGAGACGAAAGAUGCAGAAGGUACUUUAAAAUUAAUGCCAAGAGAUUGUAUGGCUGAAAAUGCAAUUUUAUAUGCCCUAUCAUCUCAGAAGAAAGAAGAGGAUAAUGAUUAUUCAGAUAAUGCUUAUUAUCUAGCUAUUAUGAAGAUUCCAAGAAAUUUAAGAACAAUGUACGUUCAUGCUUACCAGAGUUUUAUCUGGAAUUCGGUAGCAAGUAAAAGAAUUGAACUGUUUGGUUUGAAACCAGUUGAAGGUGAUUUGGUUAUUGAUGGAAGUAGCCGUGCUGAAUCCAAAUUGGAGGACGAAGAAGUUGAUUUUGAUGAAGAUUUAUGUGAAGCUCAAUAUAUCCGUGCUAGACCAAUUACAAAAGAAGAAAUUAGUGCUAAUAAGUUCAAAAUGACUGAUGUGGUUCUUCCAACCCCAGGCUUUGACGUUGUUUAUCCACAAAAUGAAGAAUUAUCAAGAAUAUAUGUUGAUUUGAUGGCCAAAGAUGGUAUGAAUCCUAAUGAAAUGAAAAGAAGAGUAAGAGAUUUCUCCUUGGCUGGUUCCUAUAGAAAUGUAGUUCAAGUACCAGAGGGUUUGGAAUAUAAAAUUGUUAAAUACAGUGAUGCAACUCAGCAAUUAGUCAAUACUGACUUAGAAAUGUUAAAUAGUAAAAGAGCCAAAGACAAUGGACAAAAAUAUAUGAAAGAUAAGUUGGAAAGAUAUGUUCCAGAAAAAUCCGGUGAUAAAACUGCGGUUAUUAUUAAGUUUAAACUUGGUGUCUCAGCUUAUGCCACAAUGGCUCUACGUGAAUUAAUGAAACUUGAGACAUCUCGUCGUGGUGACAUGUGUAAUGUCACGGUAGAAUAA